This is a messenger RNA of Salvelinus fontinalis (brook trout), 3968 nucleotides long. RefSeq names its product gastrula zinc finger protein XlCGF17.1-like. Gene Ontology annotation, cellular component: nucleus. The transcript is spliced from 2 exons. Gene Ontology annotation, molecular function: DNA-binding transcription factor activity, RNA polymerase II-specific; RNA polymerase II cis-regulatory region sequence-specific DNA binding. The coding region runs from base 225 to 1403 and encodes 392 amino acids. The record is from RefSeq and is a predicted model, not a curated record. Lineage: Eukaryota; Metazoa; Chordata; Actinopteri; Salmoniformes; Salmonidae. Gene Ontology annotation, biological process: regulation of cytokine production; central nervous system development; negative regulation of transcription by RNA polymerase II.
UUUAACAACUGCAGCCACCUCGGCAGCUCGCUAGCCAACAAAGUCGGAACAUUCAAGUUCUUUAGACAAUUUCGUGGUUUAUUUGCCACUAUGAUUUAAACAUACUUAUGUGGAAACAACUAGCUACCCCAUUUAAUUUAAUAUUUACGUUGUAAGUCAACUAGCUGGCUGGUUAAGUUAGCACUAGUCUAUUCGCUAAUGCUAACUAGCUAUUAUCCACGACCAUGAGCUCACUAAGGUACUCUCCUCCUGCUAAAGAAGAGGUCUGCUGGACUGAGAAAGAAGCUCUCAUGAAAGACGAGGAGGAGGAGAAGGAUGUUACAAUACAAAAACAAGUAGAGGGUGAGGCUGUUACCGUGAAAGAAGAAGAGAAAGAAGAGGAAGACGCAUUCAGAGUGAAAGAGGAGGAGGAUGUUACUGUGAAAGAAAAUGAGGAAGAUGCAGUUUUUGGAGUGGAGGAUGAAGUGAAAGAAGAUGAAGACGUUUUUGGAAUGAAGGAUGAAGAGGGAGAGAUCACUGUCACUUUAGAGGAGGACGAAGAAGAGAAGACUGGAGAACUGAUUAACACAAGUAAAUACAGAGAGAGACGUGGCUAUCGUGAAUCCUAUGGGGAGCCUCAACAACCUCAUGAUGCUGAUGAGGCAGAGAAGAGUCUCUCCAGAUCAGAACACCUCAAGAAACACCCGCAGAGAUCCACAGGGAAGAUAAUUCACUGUUGCUCUGACUGUGGGAAGAGAUUCACCUCCUCAUCGGGCAUUAAAAUUCAUCAGAGAAUCCACACAGGAGAGAAAUAUUUUAGCUGUACUCAAUGUGGGAUGAGUUUUACUACAUCUGGCUCUCUGACUUUACACCAGAGAACACACACAGGAGAGAAAUCUUAUAGCUGUGGUCAAUGUGGGAAGAGUUUUGGUCAAUCUAGUGAUCUGACAGUGCACCAGAGAAUACACACAGGAGAGAAACCCUAUAGCUGUGAUCAAUGUGGGAAGAGUUUUAUUACAUCUAACAUUCUGACUCGACACCAGAGAACACACACAGGAGAGAAACCUUAUACCUGUGACCAAUGUGGGAAAAGUUUUACUGAAUCUAGCAAUCUGACUCGACACCAGAGAACACACACAGGAGAGAAAUCUUAUAGCUGUGAUCAAUGUGGGAAGAGGUUUGGUCAAUCUAGCGAUCUGACAGUGCACCAGAGAACACACACAGGAGAGAAACCUUAUAGCUGUGGUCAAUGUGGGGAACGUUUUGGUCAAUCUGGCCAUCUGACAGUACACCAGAGAAGACACACAGGAGAGAAAUAUUUUAGCUGUAAUCAAUGUGGGAAGAGUUUUAUUACAUCUAGCAUUCUGACUCAACACCAGAGAACACACACAGGAGAGAAAUCUUAUAGCUGUGACCAGAGAUAAUCUGAUAAAAGAUCUCUGAUCAAAUAUCAGAAAAUACAUAGAUGAAGGAGUUGUUUCAUGAUAUCAAUGAAAUAAUGUCACAAUGUAGAAUGUUUUAACAUUGUAGUAUGAGUAUUUUAAUGUCACAAUGUGGAAGCCUAAACGUUUGCAGUUUAUCAAUUGAUUUCAGCAUGAUAUGGAUAUUAGCCUCGGGUAAAAUCCAGGCUCUGAUUUGAAAGAGUACUAUUUAUGUGAUUUAACAAAACGUGACUAACAAAAAAAUAGUUAUGUUACACGUUGGUGACCCACUUGAAUCAAAAUGCAACACUUCAAAAUGUAUCUAGCUGUUUACUACAUUGGUGACCCACUUGAAUCAAAAAUGUAGCUAGCUGUUUUCUACAAAUUGUCCUCUAACCAGUGAUGUACACAUUAUUCCCAGAUUCCGUGUGGUUUUUGAGCUGUUAGUUUUAACAGGACAUGCAACCUCAUCUCCCUCCUCUCGCACAGUUGAUUUCAACAUAAUAUCGAUGAGUGAUGACAAAUAAGUGUUGUGUUCCUUUGUUCAGCGACCCCUACAUUUAAAUGCAUCACUCCAAAAUGUUGCUGACUGUCUUCUGCAGGUUGUCCUCUAACCAGUGAGGUGAAAGAUAUCUCCAAUUUCCAUGUGUUUUUUUAGUUGUGCUAAUUUCAACAGCACUUACAACCUAAUCGAAAUCAGUGAUUUAUUGCUUCUUGUCAAAACAACAGCGUUUGUGCAGUUUAUAAGGUGCUUGUUUAAAAAAUACAAGUAAUAUGAUUAUUGUGGCAGAUGUUUGUGUAUAUAGCACAUUUUAUGUAUAUAGCACAUUUUAUGUUUAGGUUUUUAAUUUAUCCCAAACUGUUUCUACAUAUUGGUUAUUGAUUUGGACACGUUAAAAAUGUGUUUUGACAUUGGCCUAUUCCACCUAGCAAAAUGUAAUUGAAAAGAAGAUUAUGCCCGAUGUCCAAUAUACGUUCGUUCGGUUGUAGGGGAAAGUUGAAAAUAUGUAUUUUCGGGUAGUUUUUUCAGUGACUUGAAAAUAACUUAAUUUCAACUUACUUGCAAGUAGCCUAGUGGUUAGAGCGUUGGGCCGUCAUUGUAAGCCAGAAUUUGUUCUUAACUGACUUAUUUACAAUGACUGCCCAACGCUCUAACCACUAGGUUAGUGGUUAGAGCUCGGGAUUCAAUCCAGCAACCUUUCGGUUACUGUUAAAUGAAGGUUAAAAGAAAGAAAGAAAUACACAUGGACGCAGUAUAAUACAUUUCUCUAUUAACAAUCUUACAUCACUCCAGUAUUUCUUGAUAACAUUCAAGUGCUAAUUGUCUUUAUUCCACUACUGAAGAAGCAUGUCUCAAAUCACCUACUCAUAUUUCAAACAUUCAAAAUAUAUACAUUUAUAUUAUUCCAUGCCUCACCAUUUAAGUUAAUUAUUGCCAAUACAUAUUAACAAAGGGGGGUACAUUUGAUCAGAAUUUAUUUUGACUGCACGUUUUUCCGUAAUGGAGAUUAGUUUUGUUUGGACUCGUUCCAAGUGGAAUAGAGGCUAGUGAGUUUUAGGAAGACGAGAGUUCUAGAAGCUAGUGAGUUUUAGGAUUCUAUAGAAAGAAAAAGGAGAAAAGAUACGAUUGUAUAUUAUUAUUUAGAAAUACGUGUUUUUAAUUGUUGACAGCCAGUAGACACCAUGUUUAUGUUGUAGAAGGUGAAGCAUUGUAGUUGAUUUAUAAUGUGAAAUGGAAGUUGUUUCUGUUGGUGGUAAGCUAACUUGUCAAACAAAAAUAUAGGAUAUAUUUGUUGUCUUAAGGGGGAAGGUGUUACAGGCUUUGGUUUUUCCAUUUAUGUUUUGAGGUUGGAUUGGUUAGUCAGUAUGUGUUACACCUGUGCUGGCUUCUCCAUCUCGUUAGCAGGAAGGUGUUUCACCUGACCUGGCCCAGGUUCUAUUUAAGAGUGUCUGGCCCAGUGCUCCAGUUGUCUUGAUAGAUGUGGAGAGUCAACACCUUUUAGUUGUGCUACUAUUUUGGUUUGCUUCCUGUCUUUAAGUUUGGUGUGGAUUUUUCUUUUGUUUUUCCUGUUUCUAUUGGGUUGCAUCCAUGUCUGCUGUAUAAAUAAAGCUUGAUUUGAACAUAUUGUAAGUCAAAUGAACCCAAUGACCGACCAAUCAACAGACUCUUGGUCCAUCUUAGUAUGAAAAACAGUAUCAAUCCCACUUUUCAAGCCUGCUGAAGGCAUGGUGGAGUGGUAAACACCACCCCCGGCUCUACCAGGGGCUUGAGGUUUACUCCCAUAGCUCUGCUUAUGUCAUGUUCUGUGGCCUUGCCGUUCCAUUUCUUGACUGCAACACAGAAACACAUUGUCAUAUUAUAUAAAACACUCAGAGUAAUGGAUAUGGAGCAUCUAUGGCCUCAGUUACACCUGGCACCUAAAUGUGACUUCUGUCACCCGAUCACUCCAAGCUGCAUUAGGUUCAGAUCUACCAGGAUUGACAUAGUCUGGAUGCAGUCAGGCCACUGAAUAUGCAUAAGCAACGUAAAGAGAUGGGGUGAAUGAGUGGGGAAAAGUACAUUUUACA